Messenger RNA from Lycium ferocissimum, 1797 nucleotides. Its product is annotated as 2-alkenal reductase (NADP(+)-dependent)-like. Lineage: Eukaryota; Viridiplantae; Streptophyta; Magnoliopsida; Solanales; Solanaceae. Gene Ontology annotation, molecular function: 2-alkenal reductase [NAD(P)H] activity. The record is from RefSeq and is a predicted model, not a curated record. The transcript has 2 exons.
UAUGUUGAUACGGUACACCUCAGCUUUGUGUUUCACAACAAAAACGUUGUAAAAUUAGUGGUCGAAAUAUCACUACUUAGAUUAUGUCAGACUCUUUACUUGUGGAAACGGGUAUUUACCCGAUUCCCUGAAUCCGAUUUCAUUCAUUUAUAACUAUCACCCAACCUUCAUUUUGCUGAAACCGAUCGGAGUUUACGAGAGGAUCAAACAAAAUCAAAACUCGAAAAUUGGAAGUACUAUAGAUCAACAAAUAAAGGGUGCGCCAACGCGUAUGAUAGGAUCUAGCUUUCUAUUCAUGACGUGAAGCUCUAUAACUUGAGCAUUUGGAUUCAUCUAUCAUGGAGUUACUACUUUGUUACGAUUCUUUCUUGUGCUGAAGAACUUGUACAUUUAAUAGUGGUUUAAGGAAGUCCUACAUUCUUUACAAAUUUUGAAUACCGCACUUGGUGCUAGUGUAUGAUUUUCUGGAACUUUAUGCUUAAAGCCAAAGUUGGAUCUCAGGACAAUUAUCACUUCUACCACAACCCUUCAUUCACAUUGAACACAGAAGAAGCGAAUGGCAGAAGAAGUGAGCAACAAACAGGUCAUUCUAAAACACUAUGUCACUGGUUACCUUAAGGAAUCGGACAUGGAAUUCAAGAAUACCACCAUCAAACUGAAUGUUCCAGAAGGUUCUAAUGCUGUGGUUUUGAAGAAUCUUUACUUGUCCUGUGACCCUUACAUGCGUUCGCGCAUGAGAAAAAUUGAGGGUAGCUAUGUUGAGUCCUUCACUCCUGGCUCUCCUAUCACGGGAUAUGGAGUGGCUAAAGUUUUGGAGUCUGGUGAUUCAAACUUCCAGAAAGGUGACUUAGUUUUGGGAAGGACUGGAUGGGAGGAGUAUAGUAUUGUAACAGUUACUCAGACUCUGUUUAAAAUUCAUGACAAGGAUGUCCCUCUUUCCUACUACACAGGAAUCCUUGGGAUGCCUGGGCUGACAGCUUAUGCUGGUUUUUAAGAGGUUUGCUCCCCCAAGAAGGGAGAAACUGUCUUUAUUUCAGCUGCUUCUGGAGCAGUUGGUCAGCUUGUUGGGCAAUUUGCAAAGAUGCUCGGUUGCUAUGUUGUUGGUAGUGCUGGAAGCAAAGAAAAGGUUGAUCUGUUGAGGAGCAUGUUUUGUUUUGAUGAAGCUUUUAACUACAAAGAGGAGCAGGAUUUAGAUGCAGCUCUGAAGAGGUACUUCCCUGAUGGAAUUGACAUCUACUUUGAGAAUGUUGGAGGGAAGAUGCUUGAUGCAGUUCUUCUGAAUAUGAAACUCCAUGGCCGUAUUGCUGUGUGUGGGAUGGUCUCGCAAUACAACCUUGAGCAGACUGAAGGAGUGCACAACUUGUUCUGUCUCAUCACAAAACGAAUCCGCAUGGAAGGAUUUCUUGUUUUUGAUUACUAUCAUCUCUACCCUAAAUAUUUGGAAAUGAUCAUUCCACAAAUAAAGGCUGGUAAGGUUGUGUACGUGGAAGACGUAGCUGAAGGCCUCGAAAGUGCUCCCAGUGCUCUAGUUGGUCUCUUCUCUGGUCGCAAUAUUGGAAAGCAAGUAGUGAUGGUUUCGCGUGAAUGAAUGUACACAAAUGUUAGGAUGGUGGUUGAUGUGCCAGUUCUUGUUUUGAUUAGGGAACGUACGUUUUGAUUGCAUGAUUUUGCUUAAUGCAUAUGUAGUCUGCUUCAAGCAAAAAAAAAAAACAAAAAACUAAUUCUGAUAUGAUUUAUAUAGUAUGUAGAGGACGAACUUUGAGAUGAACAUUAAUAAAGAUUUUCUCUCUCCUCUCA